Messenger RNA from Brassicogethes aeneus, 5280 nucleotides. NCBI's taxonomy places the organism in Eukaryota, Metazoa, Arthropoda, Insecta, Coleoptera, Nitidulidae. The record is from the annotation of a GenBank genome assembly.
CCAGCGACAAAAUUAUUUCCAUUAAAGAGGGUGUAGAAAAAUAGAGUGAAAUAGUCCUAUUUUAAGAAAAAUAAAGUUAUGUUGAAAGGAAUGUCGGGUUUACUGCCCUAAUUAUCAAACUACAUGAUGUGCUUGUGCAGGUGAAAUGUGUUUAAAGAAGAAUUAAUAAAUAUGUUUACACAUUGUUUAACAAACAAUUUUCUUUAAUUUGUGUCCACUUCAAUUGGAUGUAAUGUGUUUAACAUUACAAUGAUCAGCAACCACCGGAGCGUCCCUCCUAGGCCCGAGGAUCAAAAGAGAUGAGUUCGCGACCAAACUCGGGAUCGAAAACGUCGAGCAGCCACCGACAGCGGCACAGCUCGUCCAGUUCCGGGCACCAUCGCAGCGACUCGGGACAGAGCGUCGCAUCGACGGAGUACCACACGGAGCGAAAACAUGGCCACCAUCGAUCGAAAUCGGGCGUUCACGAGAGGGAGCGAAACGAAACUAGUCAGGAAUUGUCAACCAAUAGAAUUGAAUUCCGCACAUCUCACGGCUUGCAAGAUGGCAACCAGCAUUACACGCGCCCCACGUCGCUUUACCCACUAAAAUCGACCGAUGGACUUAUUAUCGGGGCUCCAGACAACCUUCAACCUGAACGGGAGCCCAUUUACUUCGACGUAGCCUUAGUUGGGGCUCCACCUGAAGUGGAACAGUUGGUGAACAACAUCAAACAAGUUGCGGAACAAUUUUUGUACCACUGGAAAACUUUUCCUAUAAUUCUUCCGAAUCCCGUAUCUCAUUGUGAGUCUUUUCCUACUUCGCAAGUGUCUUCAGAUGGUUCUUUAGGGCGUUGUAAGACUAAGUACCAUUUACGGGAUUUGUUUAUAGCGCCAUCUUUUGACGAACUAGAUGCUGUUGCAGUGGAUGGAAAAGGAGAACCCAGAAAACUCACUGGAAAACAGUUGGAAUAUAUAAGAGAAAGGGGCUUGCACAAGGAUAAAUUUGGAAAACCCAAACGCUUGAAUCAGCAACAACUCGAAUGUAUUAGGCAGCAGGGUGAAUUUGACGUGGAUUCCCUGAACUUCCCGGGUCAACAGCACAGAUGGCGCUUAUCUCAAAUUCUUCAGAAAGGCACCGAAAAAUCUAGAGACUCUCUUUUGAACGAUUUGGCGCUUGCCCUGCGUUUUAUUUUCGUGACUGCGAAAAGUCGAAUUUUUUCGCAUUUUUUUAGCGUUUCUCAAGCAGCGAAAGCUUUGUUGCACGGUUUAUUGAGGAUAAUAGAUAUUAUAGUCGGCAUACCGAGUUUGCAAGCGCAUAAUCUGGAUGCCAAAAUUAGAGAGGAGAGAUGCAAGUAUUUGGUAGCGGAGUUGGUUUGUAGACCUGAAAAUGAAGAUUCUCUAGAACUUCUUUGUUCUUACAUAAGAAAGCAGCUUCGACGAGCAGCUACGGAAAAAUUUGAAGUUGCAAAAGAAUGUACACAACCUCCGGUAGCUGUACCUUACAGAUUCUUAACACCGUCAGGGUACGAGUUAGAUUUAAGGCUAUGGGAUAGAGGACUGAUGCGCAAAGCAUUACCAAUUUUGGUAGCUAUAUUAGAACGUGAAACCAGAGGAUGGUUUUUGCAUUUUAGAGAAAGACUGAUAGCGGAACUAAGGGCCAAUAAAAUGCCUGAUGAGGACAUUGAAAGGGAAGUUAAUGAUGCAGUCAUGAAGGAGUACCUUCAAAGAGUCUACAACAGUAUUUUAUCUCACGCGGACAUUUUAGCGUUAGGCGAAGGAAUUGCUCAACUUUUGGUUCAACAGGCACAAAGCGUCGUUUUAAUGCACAGAGCCGUCGAAAAUGUACAACACAGGGAGCAAAAAUCGCAGGACGAAUUCAGGACGAAAUUAUGCCACUACCAUCCUGUUUUAUCCAGGAUAACGCCCUGGUUAAGAUCGAGAUUAAGAUCGGCGGAACAAAAGUUCAGCAUGGAUAACCAGUGGAGUGGGCAUGAGGGGGCGCUGGCUUUAUGUAGCGCUCAAAAGUUAAACCAAACUGUCUAUUUUUUGAAUAGAGAUCUUGCAUUUAUGAAAGAGAGGGAACCAGCACUUCUAAGGGAGCUAAGAAAAGUUAAAACUCCCACAAGGAGUUUUCUUUGGCCCACUCAAAUUUGGCAUCCAACUAACUGGAUUAUUCAUAGAAAUUUUCAGGGUCAAUCAGAAGUAGUUCCUACAGUAUUAAGUAAACAAGCAACAAGUAUCACAACGCCCAGAUCUGAUCCUAGUCAACCAGUAUUUUUGGUAGAAAAAGAGUUAGUACGUACCACAACCACAAGAUGGCCAUUGUGGCGAGUUUUCAACUACUUCCAUAGAUCAUGGUGUUGGACUUGGAACGCAAUGUUUUUCUUCGGUAUUGUUUUACCUUGGUGUAGCCCAGUGGGUUUGAGAGCCCUAUUUUGUGUCGAACCAUUUAUGCCUGAUCUAGAACUAUCGCAAGUCAAUGGUACCUUGUUCCCAAGAAAAAGUAGCGUAACAAAAACAUUAACAUCGCGACUUAUAAGUCUUUGGAGGCAUAUAUCUAAAUCUAGAACGCAUUUUGAGACGAAGCCUGAUACUGGGUUUAUUGGUAAAGGAUUUACGCGGCAUCUAAAUCGGAUAUGGAAUUAUUUUGUCAAAGGAUUAUUUGGCACAAUUAUAAUCGUCAUUAUUUUUCCAUUAAUUUGCAUAGCUACAAUUCUAUCAAGCCUUUUUAUAGCACUAACAUCAGUAAUAUGGAUGCCAUUUUUAACCAUGACUGUACAACUCACUAACGCACUUAUCUAUGAUUUAGACAGCCCAGAACAAAAACGAAACCGAUAUUUUGUUAUUUUCGAAGCAUUUAUAUGGAAUAUAGGCAUACAAGGCUGCUUACAACCACUAAUGGCGGUUUUUGUAGCCGCAUUUGUAUGCCCUUUAAUAUCCCUUAUUAUUCUUACUGGAGGAUUCCUACGGUACUGGUUGAGGCUCUUGUGGGAUACCACAAUUUUUCACUUGAUUAUCAAAAAACGAGGUCGAGUUCCAGCCAGCGAUAGCUUUGUAGUUAAAAGAAUAGCUGGACCAGGUUUAGCUUCAGAUUACUAUUUCCAAAUAAGUCCAGAGCAAGCCCUCGCAGCCUUCGAAGCUAAAAUGGAGCUUGACGAGCUUGCAGCUUAUCAAACAGUCGUGGAGUCUACUAUCACGCAACCGCAGAAGGAUUUCAGUCAAUUUAUUGAAGCUUGUUUCGGUAGUUUUUCAACGCAGCUCUCAAAAAAUGGGCCCUAUAAGAAUUUGGAGAAAGAAGCCCAGGAUUUAAUGACUGUAUUGCACGAGAAACUUGAGAGGAGGAGAAGGGAUCUGCAGACUGGGUUAAAUGUUUCUGUUAAAAGCAAGAUAAAGUUAACCACACCGGAAUUAAAGAUUGCUAUACAACAAGGAGCCCUGAUGUUAGAGAGGUUUUACCCUACACAUAUUCUCCCAAAAUUGGGUUGCACAGAGGAACAAUUUUGGGACAGUAGGGCUCUAAGUCCUGGGGAUUGGGCUGGUUUGGCCGGUCUUUUAUAUUCUGAAUUAUUCAGUUUAGAUAUUUUAACACCUUUAGAUCAUGUUGAUACCAGUUUUAGACUUGACGCACACCCUCAAGCCGAUUUAGGGAGGUACACUGAAAUGGUACAAUGUGCACAAUUAGGAGCAGGAGGUCCAGAUCUUUUAGGGAAUGUAUACACCCCCAGGGGUAACAUACAAGUACACUCACCAUACUUAGAAGUCUCAGCGUUCAACCCAAGAUCAAAAUUAUCAGCCACUCAGAAAAAGGCUGAAAAAAAAGCCGAUUCAGCAAGUGCUUUAGCCACAAUAAAAGAAAAAACUAGAACAACAACACUGUGGACGCCGUGGAAAAAACAGAAUACUCCAUAUUCGCCGGAUAAAAUGGUUAUUCCAUUGCCUGUACCCCACCCAGCUCAUAUAGCUGUCACCAUUUUCAAUAGGGACUCUGAUGACCCCAUACCCCUUGAGUCUGACACAUGCCAAAAUAUAUUAAGGGGUAUAGAAGAAAGUCAUUCUUCUCCAGAUGAAAAUGGCAUAGGUAGAUUCAAAGGAGGCGCGGAAUCCUUCGAAACAGCCAGCUCAAACUCCGAAACUCUAGACAGUCCGAACGGCGUCGAAACCAGCAACCAAUCGCGCAACUCGAACGAAGGCGUCUGCCAAUGGACGCUCAGCAAUUGGGGACAGCGCAAGCGCAACAACUCGGGCUCGAUACGCGUCGAUCUAGCCAGCCCUGAAGACGUCACCUUAGACAGUGACAGCACUAGGGUCGUUUUUAGUACCUACGGUACCACGGUUUGAUAUUUAAGUCUUUGUAUGUGAUUGUUUUUAUUUAUUUUGUUGGUGCGCAAAUGUUUUUAAGCAUACUAUGACAUAUUUCUUGUUAUCUGGUAAUUAAAAACGCAUGCGCAGUUUAUUUUACACCAUUUAAUUGUGUAGGUACUACUAUACAUAUUAUAUUUAUAUAAACGCUUUAAUUUGCUUUUGUAAAAAGUACAUGUUUUUAAUUAAAUUCCAUGAUAUUAUAUUAUUUAUAAACUAUACUAGUUUACACAGUUGUUUUUAUACUUUUUUAAACAAAUUAUUUUUUCUCUGUUUUUUUUUUAUUUUCAAAAAGGGGCUUAAAUGUAAACAUAUUUUAUGGAAUGUAGAUAUUAGGAGCGUAACAUUAAAAAUUUACCAUUUACUAGAGUUUAAUGCACCUAGAUUCUAGUAAUUUUUUUCUAAGAAAAAAGUCCAGCGCACUUUUUUAUAGAUUAAACACAGAAUUUUAUAGCCUUCAAUUUAAUGAUUUAAUGUCGAUUAUUUACAAAUUAUAAUAGCAAUAAAUUAUUUUAUAGAGUGUAGCUAUUAACUUGUCCAUUUUUUCAAAAAUUAUACAAAAAAACAUAGCUUAUGAACUCAACAAAUAUAUAAACGAAUUUUUUAAAUAGGAGUAACAAAUUAAAUUAUCGUAUUUUCAGAAAUUUAUUUAAAAUAUCCAUAUUUAUUUAUAAUUAUAAUUUUUGUCCUUAAUUAUUAAUAUUCAACCUAUUUACCUGUAAGCUGUGGUUCACAGCCUGUGAAUAUUGUAAAAUUAUAUUUAAAAAUAUCUGCACUAGAUUUAACUGCAUAUAUUUUUAAAAAUAAAUCACUUUUAGUCCAUAAAUUAUUUUUUGUACAACAUAUAUAAGUAAUUACAAAAAUUAAUUAACUGCUUACUUUUUUAAGUUAAUUCUUGUAUUGCUGUGAAAUUUGCUUAAAUUAUGUUAAUUGGUUUUAA